GUUGCAGCAAUAUCGUUCCGACGAUCAUAGAACCAAACAUUUAGCAACAAUCUCCUCCGUAGCCUUCGGAUUCACCUCGGCAGACAUGAAGGCCAGCUCCGGAGCAUUGCUCGCCGUCAUGGCAGUGGCGGCUUUGGCCACGACGGCGCUGGCGAUCGACUACAGGGUCAACGACUCCCUCGGCUGGGACACGUACGUCGACUACGACAAGUGGAUCGACGGCAAGACCUUCAUGGUCGGCGACACCAUAACGUUCAUGUACGAGCCGUACCACAACGUGCUGGAGGUGACGGAGGCGGACUACGGCAGCUGUGCCACGAGCAGCCCCAUGUCCACCCACUCCGGCGGCAAGACCACCUUCGAGCUCACCGAGACCGGCACGCGCUACUUCAUCUGCGGCAUCCCCCGCCACUGCACCAACGGCACAAUGCACGUCAAGAUCAGCACCGUGCCGUACGACGCCGCCACCGCCGCCAAAAUGGAAGAAGCAGCGGCCGCAGCCGCCCCUUCUCCGGCCUCGCUUCCCUCGCCUCCCGCUGACACCUACGCCGACGCCAAGACCGCGCCGGCGGGCGCCCCGGCCACCUCCACGCCCGCGUCUGCUUCCGCGUCCGCGCCGCGGUAUCAGCAGCCGGCGGCGGCCUUGGCCGGGCUUGUGAUCGCUGCUCUUGUGGCCAUUGCCGCGUAAGUUGAUGAUGAGGCAACAAACGGACGAUUUCUACGAACGCUCUAGUUCGAACCACCGUUGUACACAAGGUGGUCUGAGUAUUCGUUUCGAGGCGUGGUUAACUAUUCUUUUGUACCAAAGGGUUUUUACUUUCUCUCUUGUUUAAACUUUAUUUACUGGUGUUAAUUCCUUGUAUUUUAUGUGUGGAUACAGCUCCCGACUAUGUAACUCCAUUUUGAAACAGAUCUUCCCAUUAUGCUA
Messenger RNA from Hordeum vulgare subsp. vulgare (domesticated barley), 928 nucleotides. RefSeq names its product blue copper protein-like. Lineage: Eukaryota; Viridiplantae; Streptophyta; Magnoliopsida; Poales; Poaceae. The record is from RefSeq and is a predicted model, not a curated record. Gene Ontology annotation, cellular component: plasma membrane. The coding region runs from base 86 to 688 and encodes 200 amino acids. Gene Ontology annotation, molecular function: electron transfer activity. The transcript has 2 exons.